AUGUCCGAAACAACGUCAAUUACGAAGAUUUACGAUGAAGAAAUUGCAAAAGCAUAUUUGUCGGAAGAAGUAGCAGCAGCACUUCCAACGGUUAUUGAAUAUCGUUCAAAUAUGAGCAAAGCUCAACGGAAGAAGACACCGGUGAUUCCAACGUCAUGUAUUUUUGAAAUACCGACGUUCUACCAACAAACAUUGGCUCAAAAGCGAUUUCUAUUAAUGGAUUUUUUUCUUAAACGUGGAGCUGAACGUGUUAUUGUGUAUUCAACAGAUCAACAAAUGCACUUGUUAUUUAGUAAUAAGACAAUUUUCAUUGAUGGUACUUUUAGUACAGCACCCAAUGGCUUUAAUCAGGUCUUUUUAAUACACGUUCAAGAAUUUGGUCAGGGUGUGCCGGUUGCAUUUUGUUUAUUGCCGAAUCGACGAGCAGCAACAUAUAUCGAAUUAUUUCGUCGGUUUAAACAUGAAGCAACACUUAUGAAUAAACAAUUUCAACCGCAGCAUGUAGUAUCAGAUUUUGAAUCAGCAUUGAUAUCAGCAAUUCGACAAGAAUUUCCAGGUACAAAGCAUUCAGGAUGCCUGUUUCAUUUUAUACAAUGUGCGCAUCGCAAAAUCAUUGAAUUGGGAUUAGGUGCUGAUUAUGCACAAGUUUCAGCAAUUCGUCAACAAUGCAAACAAUUAAUGGCUUUAAGUUUAAUGCCAAUUUAUCAAGUUGAACAACAAUUCAAACGAAUUCGAGAUACAUCAUCAUCAUCAUUAGAUGACUUAUUUGUGUAUUUUGACCAUCAAUGGAUAAAUGGUACUAUUCCAUUAUCUAUGUGGAACUCAUACGGGCUUGAUCAUCGAACUAAUAAUAUUUCGGAGGCUUAUAAUCGUCGAUUUGCAACACGAAUUUCGAAAAAGCACCCGAAUAUAUGGUCGUUCAUCCAGUUGAUUCAAAAUGAAAAUGUUCCCCUGGAGCAUUUAAUCAUUCAACUUGCUGCUGGUGCUUCAUGUUCAAAACCAACAGCACGUACAACAGCUUUUCAGCGACGAUUUCAAACACUUAAAUCAAGAUUCGACAACGGUGAAAUCGAAGGGAAGCAAUUAUGA
This is a messenger RNA of Rotaria sordida, 1089 nucleotides long. Lineage: Eukaryota; Metazoa; Rotifera; Eurotatoria; Philodinida; Philodinidae. The record is from the annotation of a GenBank genome assembly.